Penicillium macrosclerotiorum is the source of this 1479-nucleotide messenger RNA. RefSeq lists its product as uncharacterized. Gene Ontology annotation, molecular function: acyltransferase activity, transferring groups other than amino-acyl groups. Lineage: Eukaryota; Fungi; Ascomycota; Eurotiomycetes; Eurotiales; Aspergillaceae. Bases 1 to 1479 code for a protein of 492 amino acids. The transcript is spliced from 2 exons. The record is from RefSeq and is a predicted model, not a curated record.
AUGGCAAACACUCAUCAAUGCUCUGACCUCACCGAGGACACCUACCCUCUACAUUCUCUAGAUGACCACAAAUCCAAUCGCAGUUUUGUUCACUGGAUAAUGAGGUUUAAUGACGUUCUGGAACCCAAUAAGUUGAACUCUGCUCUAUCAAGGUUGCUCGACAUCGGAGAUUGGAAAAAGCUCGGAGGGAGACUCAGAUUCAAGAAAAACGGGAGAUUAGAGGUGUACUUCCCCAAGUCACCAAAAGCUCAACUCUCUAAGGUAUUUUUCACUCACCAAAGCUUUGAUAUGAACAUUGAAGUUCAUCCGGUCGCAUGUCGGAUGCCUAUGGAGACAAAUGGCCCAUCUGCACAACCCGUUAUGUCGGAUUUUAGGCCUUUCAUUGCACGGCCCAACUUCCCGAGUUUGAAUGAUUUAGUCCAACAGAAUCAAGCGAUGAUUUCCCUACAUGUCACUUCGUUUAAUGACUCAACCAUUAUCGGCUUAGCAUGGCCCCAUGUGUUAAUGGAUGUUCUAGGUGGCCAGGCCCUACUCAUUGGUUGGUCUGCUGUAUUGGCGGGCCAAGAAGACCAAGUUCCAACAGUAUUUGGAGCACGAGAGGAUAUUCUCCGAGACAAGGAAGUCAUCAGUGACGAUGAGACGCAGGAAGCGCUGAAAAUUGAACCUAGACGACUCCAAGGAGGAAGCCUGCUGCUGUUUCAUCUGCGAUUACUAUGGGAUAGAUUUUGGGGUUGCUCUCGAGAACGACGUGUCAUAUUUCUUCCCAAAGCAUGUUUUAAGACAUUGGAAGCUCAGGUUCAAGCAGACUUAGCUGAAGUCACGCAAGGGUUUGAUACCAAACCUUUCAUCAGCGAGAACGAUAUACUUACAGCAUGGGCUGUGAGAGCAGUCGCCUCUGAAUCAAAUCCCCGACCGAUAACGGUGCUUAGUCUUUUAAAUGCUCGAUUCAGAAUCCCCAAGCUGCUGAAAUCUACCGGCGUCUUCGUUCAAAAUAUGGUGAUUGCGAGCUUUGCCUUUUUACCAGCUCCAGUCGCUGCUGGAUCUAUGGGAUCAAUUGCGCUCAGUCAUCGAGAGCAUCUUGCGGAGCAAGGUACAGAGAAACAGACUACUGCGUUCUUGAGGAGUGUGAUUCAAGAUAUCGAAUCUACAAGACGUCCAAGACUCGCCUUCGGGACGUCAGAUAGUGUGACUAUUUUAAUCAACAAUGUUAUGAAGGCCAAUUUGAUGACAACUUUGAACUUCGAGGCGGCGGUUGUCCGCAAAGGAGACGUAUCAGAUACGAGAAAAAACCCUCCAGGGACUAUGACUUCUUACUAUAACGAGGCUCUUGAUGGAGCAUUGGAUUUUUUUGAUGUUUGUCUGAUGCUUGGAAAAGACUACUCUGGUAAUUAUUGGCUCAUGGGAAACUUUUUACCACGGGCUUGGGCGAAGAUAGAAGAAGAUCUGAAGACAUGGUCUGUCGCAAAUUUGAACAAUUAG